CAGUAAGUCUACGAUCACCACUGAUUUUAGAAGCGUAGAAUUAGAGUUAUAUCACGUGACUGGCCACACAGCGUGCUGCCGAUGUAUCUGGCAAUAUCAGAAGUCUGUACAGUGGAGUUAAUAUAACAAUGUUGUCCUUAGAAGGCCUGAUGACAAGUCUGCAAGACUGUGUGACCACCGAAAAUCAAGCUCCCGGAAAUGCCAACCAAACACUCAGACUCUUUUUGGAUAAACUGUCUCAAUCCUCCAGGAGCGGUGUGAAAAGAUCCAAGGAUCGUUGUUUGGAGGAGAGUCUCCAGCUGCUGAGACAAAUUUCAGAUGCAGAGAUUCGUGGGUUAGAAGAGAGACAUCUUCAGCUUCUUGUCAGACUCCUCCUCUCCACGCAGCUGCAAAUGGUCAGCAUCUCCACAGCCUGCCGUAAAGUGGACCAGAUGUUGCAACAUUUGGCAAAGGUGGACCACCAGUUAGUUUUCAAAGAAACGCAUCAGUGUUUGCAUUCUAUAUUCAGCAGUGACCAGAUUCUUUCUUUUGAGGAUCUGCAGCGAGCCCGUAUGUUCUUGGAAGACAGCACUGCUGGUCGUGAGGUGUGGCGAAGGUCAUACCUGUCAUGGCUGAAUAAAAUGUCCCAGUUAUUUGCUGCUGUAUUGCAACAGGAAUCCCUGACAGAUGGACCACUGUGUUACAUUGCUGUCAAGGUGUGUUUGCAAAUAUUUCACCUGUUGUCUAGUGAAGUAGCUCCUCUAGUGUGGAACAAGGAGAACAAGGACUCAGUAGUGCAGAAGAUCUUGCAGGCUCUUGUGGACAUAAUUCUUGGACAGUGCUUCAAUAGGGACACUCGGCUUUUGGCGGGCACUGCUGUGGCCAUGUUGAUCAACACGGCGACAGAGAGCAGAGCAGGAGGAGCUGCUGCCUGGAGUCUGCUACAGGUCUCUCACUUUGAGCCCUGGCUGCUGACUGUUGGUGCUCUCCAGGUACAGUGUAACCCUAAAGGGAUGGAUGGAGUGGACAGGCUGGCUGUGAGCAGAGGCCUCCUGACCUGCUGUCGACCUCAUAUCUUGCUCACUUCACACGUGGAUGACACUGAAAGGUGUUUACUGCUGAGUGGUUUGUUUCCUCUGGUCUAUACUUUGUGUGAAGAGAAGAUGGAUUGUCACUGCUUCGCCUUCGACGUCUUAACACUAUGGCUGAAGAAAGUUAAAGAAUGUCUGGCUGACAUCUGGAAAAUGACAGAUGUUCGUCUUCUGCCUGACAACAGCCGCUUGCAGAAACAACUUAUUCAUAUCAUGUGGACAAAUGCAGAAAGCCCAGUGGAAGGUGUGUCUGAGCUUGUGCGCAGUGCGUUUUCUCUGCUACUGGGCCUCUAUGAGAUGGACUGUGAUCAGUUUUGUGAUACAAAGAAGACUCUUUAUUUUACUCUACUUGAGCAAAUAAUCAAACUCCCUUGGGAAUCAAAAGCCAAAUAUCAUCACCUUUGUGCUCUACUGCCAUAUCUGGGUACUGACAUGGUGCUGGAUCAGUAUGUUGAAAUACCUAAUCAUCUCCUGAAGUGCUUGUCAACCAAUCACCUGUCACCAUGUGGAUCAGAGCUUUAUAAGUGUCUGAUCCAACAGCAGAGGCGCGAGCUGUGUGAUGGCUCACGAAAGUCUGCUUCACACACUGAACUGGAUCUGGCUGAUUGGUGGGCAAGGCGUUGGCGGCCAGUCCUUCUCGAGGCACUGACAUCUGAUGUGACUCUCCUACAGAGCAACAGCUCAACAUACUUACUACCCUGCACCUUCCUAGUCUUCCCCUCUGCUGUGGAACACCUGCUCGCCUCUCUGGACCCGUUUGCCCCUGGCCACCUCUAUGCCUGGGCCUGCAUCAUGAGCUCGUAUCGAGCUACGACUGGAGGCUCACUAUGGGCUCUGCGGGGUAGCUCAACCCUUGACACCCUCCAUCUAGCUCUGGGAUCUGCAGAUGACAAAGUCCGUCUUGCUGCUCUCAGCCUCCUCUGCUGCAGCCCAAAGACCAACGACACUCCUACCUCAGAGGAGAUGUCACUAAUGAGGAUAUUUAUACCUCAGAACCUAAACUGUGAGUCCUCAUCUUUUCGUCAAUAUUUUCAGGCUGGAGUGAAGAGGUUUUUGGUCCGUAUCAGAGACGGCUGUUUGGCACGUCAGAGAAGAGAGAAGGGCAAAAAGAAAGUAGAUGCUGCCCAGUCGGAAAAGGCGCAGCAUAUCUUGGAGCAGGGCAUAGGGUUUGUGGAAUGGUUGAGUCAGCUUCCAUACAGCUAUCUGGCACCAGGACACAGUUAUCAGAGGAAGAAGACUGUGUUGUUGUUGCUGACUGCGGUGCUGGAGACGUGCACAGACACCUGGAGCCCAGACAAAAAGAAGGGACAACCUCCAGCAAAUAUGGGGUCUCUUAUUAACUGUGCUAGACAAAAAGGACAGUGGGAUUUCUUCUGCAGGACUAAACAGCUGGUCCUUAUCAGCUGUUUAGAGGAUUCUACAAAUGAGAUUCGAGAGCUCUCCGCUGGGUUAUUGUUGAGAUUCUUCCCACCCUGUUUUCCAGAUGAUAUAGCUGCAGUGCUGCUCACGCGAAUCAAACAGUUUCUGUGCAGUCCUCGGGUGCAGGAGGCUCAGAUGGGAGCACUGAUGACUAAAGUCCUCUUACAGAAAUCACAAGAGCAGCAUGAAGGCUGCAGGCUGAACAGUAACAUUACUGUCAGCAGUGGACCUAACCCCAAGGCCUCCAGCAUGGUCAGAUUCCUGGUGAAGGAGUUGGAGGAACACUAUCUGACAGCCAAAGUUGAAAUGAUGCUUGCUGCCAGAACCAAACCUAUUCAUGGUAUUCUAAGUGCCCUUCAGAGGUGUUUGCUUGAGACACCCAGCAGUGUGUAUGAUACACUUAACCACAGUUUGACGACUGAGGUGCUGGGUCUGCUGGAGAAAGUCUCUCUGCUGCUGCUGGGUGUUCUCUAUGGAGACCAGGAUGAUUGUUCCACUGAAAAGGAUGUUCCCCCUUCUUUUUGUGAUAUGGGAAAUGCCAUCAGCUCUCUGAUAGCUCAAGGAUCUAGGGGCGGACAAGGGGAUGGAGAGGAGUGCGUCCUGCUAUCUGAAGAGCACAGCCUCAUGACAUUUAGAUGCUUAAUGGGAUAUCAGAACCUGACAUUUUAG
Molecule: messenger RNA, 3158 nt
Organism: Monopterus albus (swamp eel)
Lineage: Eukaryota; Metazoa; Chordata; Actinopteri; Synbranchiformes; Synbranchidae
Product: thyroid adenoma-associated protein homolog
Exons: 18
Coding region: 129-3158 (1009 amino acids)
Biological process (GO): tRNA methylation
Cellular component (GO): cytosol
Source: RefSeq, a predicted model, not a curated record